This is a messenger RNA of Chironomus riparius, 1269 nucleotides long. NCBI's taxonomy places the organism in Eukaryota, Metazoa, Arthropoda, Insecta, Diptera, Chironomidae. The record is from the annotation of a GenBank genome assembly.
UAAACCUUGAAUGUUGAAUAGUAAAGAAGUGCAAAAUGAAAUUGAAAGUUUUAGCAAUAAUUGCAAUCUGCAUGUUUUCUGGAUCAUUUAGUGAAGUUCUCGAUGGUCAUGCAGCAUGCAAAUAUAAUUAUUUAAAAAGCGUAAAAGGUUAUUUGUGCAAAUUAAUAUCAAAUAAUGCUGAAUCAGUCAGUGAAAUUGAGGGUGAACAUUUACCUGGCAAGACAGACAAUGAAGUUGAGUUUCUCAUCACGUAUCACUUAUCGUUCACAAAAUUGACACCAAUAAUCUGUGAAAAAUUCAAUAAUCUUAGAAAAUUAAAGAUUAUGAGCUCAGAUGUCACUUCAGUGGAUCCAAAUGCACUGAAAAAUUGCAAAAAUCUUAACGAAUUUCAUCUAAUUAGCAGUAAAAUUUCAGAAUUACCAUCAGGCUUAUUUUCAGAAAAUCCAGAUUUGGUUAGAAUUCAGUUUGACAACAAUCAAUUAACAACCUUGCCUGAUAAUUUAUUUGAGAACCUUAAUAAAGUUAAGAUAUUGUGGCUUUAUAAAAAUAAACUUAGCUUUUUACCCAUAAACAUUUUUAAACCUUUAAACAGUUUAGAAAAACUGCAGCUUAGCCACAACAAGCUCAAAGUCAUAAAUCCAGCAUGGUUUGAAUAUUUAGAUAAUUUACAAGAGCUCAGCAUGAGAUACAAUGAAAUUAGUGAUUUGCCAAAGAAUGCUUUUGUCAAUUUGUUUAAUCUACAAUCAGUUUGGUUCAGUGGAAAUGAACUGACUAUCAUACAUUCUGACUCAUUUGGAACCAUGAAGAAUUUUACUGAGUUGUAUUUGAGAGAAAACCGAAUAAAUUCAUUUGACGGUCAAAUCAUCAAAUCUAAUAAUUUAAAUGUCCUUGAUAUGUUUGGAAAUGUCUGUAGUCAAAUUUUGGCUGAUGAGAUGAGCAAGGAUGAAAUGAUGGAAGUUUUCUAUAAUUGUAUAGAUAAAUAUCAACCUCGUUAGAAUGUUAAUGGUGAAAUUGAGUACUGUGAAUUAAAAUUUUAUGUGCUUUUAAUUUUUAUUGUUGAAAAUAAAAUGUUGAAAAAAUUCUUUAAUUUUAAAAUAAAGUAAAUAAAUUUUUACUAAUUUAGACUCGCUUACAACAAAAAUUCUAUUUAAAUUUCUUUAAUUUUUAUUAAAGAUUCAAACUUCAUUUAUGGUAAUUUUCUUAUCCCUUUUUGACGACCUUCCCGACCUCCUUCAUCAUCAAUCGACCCCAUGUUGUGAUCCAAAUUCG